CACUGUUUGUCCAAAUGAAAAAGGAAUCCGCAUUGUAGGAUUAUAUGGAAUGUCAGGCCAGGGGAAAACUACCCUUUCCAAGGCUUUCUGUAAUCUUAGUUUGAGGAACUUUUAUGGUAAAGUAUGCCAUUUGGAAUUCGGUGGAGGUAAUACAUUGCAGAGGCAAAAACUGACUCUGCGGUAUCUCACUCAAUUCCCUAUGAGGCAUAUCAAAUCGUUAACAAGUGAAGACAGUGCACAUUAUAUCUUCAAUACAUUUGUAAAAGGCCAGAGGGUAUUGUUGGUUCUGGACAGUAUCACCGACCGGGACAUAGACGAAGUGAACAAUUACCUAGGGACAGACAUGGGAAAAAACAGCUGCAUCCUUUUGAGCACACGAAGGUUACAUGUUCUAGAAAAUGAUUUCAAAAUUGACUCAAAAUCAUGCAUGCAUGUACCAAGGCUUGAACAGGAAGAGGCCAUAGCCAUCUUGUGGGAGAGGAAGCCUUCAGUGGAGUUAGGAUUCCCAACAGAGAGCAGGGAUUUUGCUUUGAAGUGUGCAAAGAAAUGUUUAUUCAAAGAGGAAAGAGGUUUUACUCCAUUUCAUCCAUUAGCAUUGAAAAUUUUUGGGCGACACUUGUUCAGUAAACAGUCUAAGCAUUUGUCAAAAUGGGCUGCUGGGAUAGACGGAGCUGGCGAUGGUUCAAAUGACGUGUUUGUUGUGGUCGACAAAGCUUUCAAUGGGAUUGAGUACAAAUGCCGUGCCAUAUUCAUGCUUCUCACUAGAUAUAUACCGCCCAAUAUGUCUACCCAAGAAGCUUUUAUGUUGCUAGCAUUAAGUUGCAAUGUAGGAAUCGGGCAUAUCAAGAAAGCAGUUGAGGAUCUAUAUGAAAGCGGUUUUAUUGAAGAAAUUGAACCUGAAAUUCGCAUACACGACCUCAUUAAGGAGUUCGCUCAAAUGAAUGAUAAAAACAAGUACUACAAAUUGGUGCCAGGUGCAGUAUGCACGAAACCGGAUGUCUCUCUCCUACAUCCGCCCUCACCACGUUAUCAUGUCAAAAUGUGGAAAACUUCACGUGAUGAGCUUCGGGGCAUGGAUUCUUCUCGUUUUGAAUGGCGGAAUGUUGAUGACAAAGUAUGCCAUCUGGCUUUUUGUGGAGGUUUGGCCAGAGAAAAUCUUGCUCUGGGGCGUCUCACUCAACUCCCUAACCUGCAAUUCGAAUGGGUCACAAGUGAAGAAGAGGCACGCUAUUUCUCCAAUACAAUAGUGGAGGGCCAAAUGGUAUUGUUGGUUCUCGACAAUAUCACAGAAGCUAGCAUAAACGAAAGGAGAUAUUAUCUUCGGGUAAAGUCGGAAAAAGGUAGCUGCAUCCCUUGGAUUGCACGAAGCGGAGAUAAAAAGAGCUGCCAUUUCUACCCUGGGUCAGGGGAGGAGGCCAUAGCCAUCUCUCUGGGAAGGAUGUCUCCACAGGAAGCGCUGUGGGCAGCGCACAGAGGAUUUGCUUCAACGCGUGCAAUCAGACGUUUUUUCAAGAAGGAACGAGUUUCCUCAAACAUUGUGGAAGACAUCUCUCUCCUACUUCCAUACUCACCAAGGUAUCGUGUCCCUCCCAUGCAAGGAGAGGCGCGCAUGUGCCAGGAGGUUAAAGAUUUCUUCAACACUGUUCAUCCAACAGAAAAAGGAAUCCUCAUUGCAGGAUUAUAUGGAAUGCCGGGCCAGGGUAAAACUACACUUGCCAAGGCUUUGUGUAAUAUUAAUUUGAGGAAUUUUGAUGGUAAAGUAUGCCAUCUGGAAUUUUGUGAAGGUAAGACAUUGCAGAGGCAAAAACAUUUCCUGCGGGAUCUCGCUCAAAUCCCUAUGUCGCAUCUCGAAUCAGUUACAAAUGAAGACGAUGCACAGUAUUUCUUCAAUAAAUUCGUGAAGGGCCAAAAGGUAUUGUUGGUUCUCGACAAUAUCACUGAAGAAAGUAUAGACGAAGUGGCAUAUUAUCUUCGGGCAGAAUUGGGAGAAAACAGUUGCAUCCUUUUAAGCGCUCGAAGUGUUGAUUUACUGGUAAAGCAUUUCAAUAUUGAUAAGCAGUCCUGCAUGAGCGUCCCAAGGCUUGAAGAGGAAGAGGCCAUAGCUAUCUUGUUGGAAAGAAAGCCUCCCGUGGCAUUAGGGUUCCCAGCAGAGAGCAGAGAUUUUGCGUUGAAGUGUGCAAAGAAAUGUUCAAUCAAAGACGACACUGGUUUUGCAACAUUUCAUCCGUUAGCUUUGAAAGCUUUUGGCCGACACUUGUUUCGUAAACAGACUAAGCUUUUCUCAAAUUGGGCUGCUGAGAUAGAUGAAUUCGUAGAUGGAGCUGGUGAAUAUUGUUCAAAUGGCGUGUUUCUUGUGCUGGACAAAGCUUUCGAUAGCAUGGAGUACAAAUGCCGCACCAUAUUCAUGCUUCUCACUGGACGUAUACCACCCAAUAUGUCUAGCAAAGAAACUUUUACGUGGCUAGCACUAAGUUGCAAUGCAGGGAUCGCGCAUAUUAAGAAAGCAGUUGUGGAUCUUUGUGAGAACGCUUUUAUUGAAGAAAUUGAACCUGAAAUUCGCAUUCAUGAGCUCUUGAAGGAGUUUGGUCAAAUGAAUAAUAAAAACAAGCACGGCAGACUGGAUGAAGCGACACCUAGAGAGAAAAUUGCGAUCUCUCGUUUACUUCCACCACCAACACAAAGGUACCCUGUCCCUGCCAUGGAAGGAGGAGCACGCAUGUGCCAGGAGGUUGCAGAAUUCUUCAACACUGUUCAUCCUAACGAAAGUGGAGUCCUCAUUGCAGGAUUAUAUGGAAUGCCCGGCCAGGGUAAAACUACACUUGGCAAGACUUUUUGCAAUCUUAAUUUGUGGAAUUUUUACGGAAAAGUAUGCCAUCUGGAAUUUCGUGGAGGUAAUAAAUUGGGCAGGCAAAAACUUGCUCUGCAAUAUCUAACUCAUUGCAGUAAGGCGCAACUCGAAUCGUUCACAAGGGAGGGCGAGGCACGCAAAAUGUUGUAUGAAAGAGUGAGAGGCCAAAGAGUAUUAUUGGUUCUGGACAAUAUCACCGAAGAGAGCAUAGACGAGGUGAAAUAUUAUCUCUGGGCAGACUUGGGAGAAAACAGCUGCGUCCUUUUGAGCGGACGAAGCGCUGGUGUUCUAGCAAAAACUUUCAAUAUUGAUUCUGAGUCACGCAUGGUCAUCCCAGCCCUUGAAGAGGAGGAGGCAAUAGCCAUCUUGUUGGAAAGGACAUCUCUAGCGGGGUCAGCGUUGGGUCCAGAGAACAGAGGUUUUGCUUUGCACUGUGCAAACAGAUGUUCGUUCAAAGAGACCAGUUGUGACGUUGUUGGGGCGACUCACAAAUUUCAUCCGUUAGCCUUGAAAUUUUUUGGCCAACAUCUCUUUAAUAAAUACGGCAUUGAUUUGUCACAAUGGGUUGCUGAGGCAGAUGGUUUGGUAUUCGGAUCUUGUGAUGGUUUGGAUGAUGUCUUCAUUGUGCUGGACAAAGUUUUGGAUUAUAUGGAUCCAAAACAUCGUACCAUAUUCAUGCUUCUCAGUAUAUACUUGGUGUCUAUUAUGUCUCCCCUCGAAGUUACCGAGUGGCUUGCAAUUACUUGCAGAGAAGAGAUCGAGUACAUAGAGAAAGCAGUUGAGGAUCUAUGGCAGAAAGGUUUUCUUGAGGAAAUUGAACCUGAAAUUCACAUACACAAUCUCCAUAUGGAGUUCGCUCGAAGCAAAGCAAGAAAGAUGAAGAGAUGGGUGUGGUGUAAGCGCGACUUGGCUACCUCCGAAGCUGGAGCAGGGUUAUUUUCAGAAGACGAAGCUGGGUUUGAAUUGGUGAAUCUAGAUUAUUACGAGCAUCUAGAUCUGUCCGCAAUUGGCGAUAAGUACGUUAAAAAUCUAUGGGCUCUUCAGGUUGUAGAUAGGACCAAAGAGAUAAGUGCCACUUUACACAAUUAUGAAUAUCUGGAAAUCAGUGGAGGCAUCGAGAAUUUGCCAUACGUGGCGUUACUUCAGGUACCAGACUUAAAAGUCUUGAAUUUAAGCAGCCUCAAUGCCUUACAAUAUCUUUAUAUAGAAAUUGGGUAUGGCGGUGGGAUCACUGGUCUUGGAGAUCUUACCGGUUGUGUUUCUCUGAGAGAAAUUUAUGUUCGCUGUCGAUCCCUCUCGGAGUUCCCAGGGAUAAAUGGUUUGCUAUAUUUGGAGAAGGCGAGCUUUAAACGGUGUGAUGAUGUAAUGGGCCCACUCAACUGUAGUAAUUGCUUAAAGCUUCGAAGUAUUGUCAUCAAGUAUUGCUCGCAGAUGGCUCACAUACCGUUGAUCGUUAAUUGUUCCUGCCUACACAAAAUUGUUCUGAAAAGGUGCGAUGCAAUAACAGAAUAUUCAGAUGAAAAUGAUUCAAGUGCUUUAGAGAUACUACAGUUAUGCAUUUCAUCAGAAGAUGCUUCGGGACCAAGGCAUCCAGAGUGUUGUGAUGGGUUUAAGAACCCGCCUUUGUGGAAUAUCGUGAUAUCGAGGGAUGUUCCGAGUUUGAGACGUCUUUCAAAUUUGACUGUGCUCAAACUAUACAAGUGUGAUAUAAGCGAACCACCGGAUGUUACAUGUUGUAGCAUGCUGGAAGAUGUUUACCUUUUUCAAUUGAAAUUUUUAGAAAGCUUUCCCAGCUUCUCUUCACUGAGGAAGUUGAAGAAAUUAUGUUUAUGUGAUUGCCAGAGGGUUCGAGCUCCUCCUGAGAUUGGCGGUUGCCAGGGAUUACAGGUGUUUCAUCUACUCUACAACGAUAACAUGGAAGAGCUUCCGCAGAUGGAUGCCUGCCCACAAUUAGAGGAAUUAAAACUGAGUUGGCAUUCGGAGGAAGCAGUAGAUCCACGGCAUGAAAUUCUUGAAUCUUGCAAGGAUGAUUCCCACAGCUAUGAAGAUGAGGAUCUCUAUUCUAGUUGGAAUGAAGAUCAUGAAUCUUUCUCUGAUGAAGAUGACGAUCUUGAAUUUUCUCCGGAUUACCAGAAAGACGAGAUCUUCUCGAACAUAAAUCAUGUAUUUUUGCCGGUGGGAUUGAAAGAGUGGCAAUGGAUACAGGAUAAAACAGUGCGAGUGAAGCAGUAUUCUCGUGGAGGGAAGCAGUACUAUUCUGUCACAGCUCCUUAUGUAUCAGAUUAUGGAAGCAGAGCAUGGGAGCAAGCUCCUAACGGUGACAGUCUUGAGCAAGUUAUCAUUCCCACAGAAAGUGCCAUCUCCGGUUAAGGUUUUGAUACCAAUAUUGAAUUCUUUAUACGAAAAAAAAUUGGACAAGAUAAUCUAAAAGUUUCAAUUUAAAUUUUUAAUGUACAAUGGUGCUUUUCUUAU
Molecule: messenger RNA, 5320 nt
Organism: Cryptomeria japonica (Japanese cedar)
Lineage: Eukaryota; Viridiplantae; Streptophyta; Pinopsida; Cupressales; Cupressaceae
Exons: 13
Coding region: 50-5218 (1722 amino acids)
Biological process (GO): defense response
Molecular function (GO): ADP binding
Source: RefSeq, a predicted model, not a curated record